Molecule: messenger RNA, 909 nt
Organism: Impatiens glandulifera
Lineage: Eukaryota; Viridiplantae; Streptophyta; Magnoliopsida; Ericales; Balsaminaceae
Product: glutathione S-transferase T3-like
Exons: 1
Coding region: 1-909 (302 amino acids)
Source: RefSeq, a predicted model, not a curated record
AUGUCGCCAGAAGAUAAUUACGGUAUAUCUCAGAAUUCGUCCCAAAACUUCUAUCAAAACUCCCAACAAAAUUUCGAUACCUACCCACAAAAUUACCAGAAUUCCGAAGAUAGCUAUUUUCAGUCAUACACCAUAGUCCUGGAGACACAAAAUUCGUACGACCAAUAUGACGUAAAAGACGAUGCAUCUAACGUUGGUGUUGGCCGGGGAAAGAAAGCUGCAGUGAAAAAGAAAAACACGGGCAAAGAAGCUACCAGCAAGGAAAAAAUUGCAUGGGAGAAAACGAAAGAUGAAGUGUUCAUCGCUUCGUUCAUGAAACACAGCACCGAUGCUAUUGCAUCGACUAACCAAAAAGCUACCCAACUGUGGAGUAAGGUGCAGAAGUCGUUUGAGGAGGCUCAGAGACAACGACCGUACGAAAUCCACGUACGAAAUGGGAACAUGCUUCAAAGUCGAUGGAGAAGAAUUGCUACAGUAGUGACCAAGUGGGUUCCUACAUAUGAUGCUACGACUAAGAGAAUGAGUAGUGGUCAGAAUGAGGGUCAUGUCCUAAAAAACGCUAUAAAGAUAUAUGAACACCAGCAUGGUUCUUGGGAUUUUGAUCAUGCAUGGCGUCUUUUGCAGAAUUUCAACAAAUGGGAAGAACUAGUCAAUCUUAGAGAAAAAAACACCGAAAGUGAACAGCCUUCUAGGGGUAGCGGAAAGCGGAAAAUUAUUGAUGGUGGUUGUGCGACGCCGGAGACACCCGCUACAGAUGAUGACGUCUUUGGUGGUGCUAGCAUCCGUCCAAUUGGUAUUAAGAAAUCCAAAGAACUAGCUAGAGGGAAGUUUAAGGAAGAUCCAAACAUUACAAACUUUGCCACCAUACUUCAACUACAUGACGAAGUUGCAGCUAACAGGAGGAGAUGA